Molecule: messenger RNA, 344 nt
Organism: Echinops telfairi (small Madagascar hedgehog)
Lineage: Eukaryota; Metazoa; Chordata; Mammalia; Afrosoricida; Tenrecidae
Gene: TMSB4X
Product: thymosin beta 4 X-linked
Exons: 1
Coding region: 54-188 (44 amino acids)
Biological process (GO): actin filament organization; regulation of cell migration
Cellular component (GO): cytoplasm
Molecular function (GO): actin monomer binding
Source: RefSeq, a predicted model, not a curated record
CUAGAGCACACGGACUUCACUCUCCUCGGACGUCUCUCGCUGCCUCCGCAACCAUGUCUGACAAACCCGAUAUGGCCGAGAUUGAGAAAUUCUCUAAGUCGAAAUUGAAGAAGACAGAAACGCAAGAGAAAAAUCCACUGCCUUCAAAAGAAACAAUCGAACAGGCGAAGCAAGCAGGCAAAUCGUAAUGAGGCGGCGCCGCCAAUAUGCACUGUCCAUUCCAUAAGCAUUGCCUUCUUAUUUUCCUUCUUUUAGCUGUUUAACUUUGUAAGAUGCAAAGAGGUCGGAUCAAGUUUAAAUGACCCUGCUGCCCCUUUUCACAUCAAAGAACCACUGAUAACUAA